Molecule: messenger RNA, 8221 nt
Organism: Nematolebias whitei (Rio pearlfish)
Lineage: Eukaryota; Metazoa; Chordata; Actinopteri; Cyprinodontiformes; Rivulidae
Gene: zbtb4
Product: zinc finger and BTB domain containing 4
Exons: 2
Coding region: 72-5489 (1805 amino acids)
Source: RefSeq, a predicted model, not a curated record
GAGAGAGAGGGGAGAGAACACAUCGCAGCAGAGAUGCAGCAGGAGGUUUUCCGAGAUUUCGGGGGCUGGUCAUGGUGUCCGGUGAGAAAGCGUGGGAUCCCCACCACGCGUGCCAUUUUCAGCCACAUCUGAGUGAAAAACACCGGGCUCCUGGCCCCAGUCCCCUCUACGACUCUUCGUAUAUUGCUGCUAAAGACACUGCGCUCCACAGAAGCCGGCGGUUAUCACCUGUGUCUUCCCCGGUGUCGCUGCUGGAGCCCCUCAGCAACGUUCACCCCUCCUCAGAGUUACAUCCACCAGCUAGCCUUUACAGCCAGAGUGAGACUGAAGGACUACACCUCCCUGUCCACUAUCCUGGUGUGGCCUCUCACUCUGAGGAGGAGGAAGCAGAACAGCUGGACAUGAAGGGGAAAAGGCUCGGAUGUCGUGUAGAGGCCACGAUGGAGGACAAGCUGGAUGACAUGGGGGAUGGACCUAAGAAUGCCAAAAUCACCCUGAGCUUCCCGCUCAGUGCAGCCCCCCUCCCGACAUCUCUGACCUCACCAAACCACUGUCACAGCUCUUCCUCAUCAUCUCCUUCUCCCCACCGACGGCGACUGUCAUCCAAGAGCUCCGACAAGGGCUCCCUGUGGAAACUGGACGCCACCACGGACGUAAAGCACCGACCUUUUAAGCCGCCAAGACACGACAGCUCUCCGUCCUCUUCGCCCUCCUCCUCCUCCUCCCCCAUGAGUGUCCCUGCCUUCAUGAGGAGGGAUUUAAAAUCUCCGCCUCCUCUGAAGUGCUCCAAACUCAACUCAGAGACUCAGAUUCACAGGUCACCCCCAAGAUCUUCCAGCGCAUCUCUAGGCGGCUGUUUUGGUGGGGACGGUUGGGGUGACAGGUACAACGGCAAGGCCUCCCCCUCCCAGACGGCUCAGAUCCUCUUCAGUCUGGGCACGUCAGCCUAUCAGAGAGGCGGGGAGGUCGAGAGGAGGGAAAAGUUGUCAGGGAGGCCAGCUGGGAAAGCAGGGAGCCCCCACGGACCAAGCCUUCACCCACCCACCCUCCAUUUCCCUCCCCCCUUACCUCCACCACCUCCCCCACCUUCCGAGGGUCUUACUGCACCUCCUCACUCAUCCUCCUACCCCCCCACCGACAGCCUGAAGCCAGAGCUGAUUUGUGGUGUGUGUCAUCGGCUCUUCAGCUCAGCCUCCUCCCUCACGGUCCACAUGCGUCUGCACCGUGGCAGUCGCGCCCUCAGCUGCCGCUGCUGUGGCAAAGUCUUCAUCCACAGCAAGAGACUGCAGUCCCACGAGACAUCCUGCAGGGUGCCUAGCCUGUCAUCCAACAGCCUGCGCCCCCCUCCUCCUCCACUCAAUGUGCAGCCAAAAGAAGAGCCACUGGAGGAAGGAGAGGUGAGAGUGGAGGGGGGAGUGAUAGUGGGACGAACAGACAUCAUUAAGGCACGGCCCGGAAAGAAGGCGAGGAGCCUCCUGGCACGUAUCCAAGGUGAUGACGCUGCAGCCGGAGAGCUGCUGGCGGGAGACGAGAACCAUUUUGUGAAGGUGGUGGACGGCAACAUCAUCUACUUCUGCUCCGUGUGCGAGCGCUCCUACAUGACCCUGUCCAGCCUGAAGCGCCACUCUAACGUUCACUCAUGGCGGCGUAAAUAUCCGUGCCAUUACUGCGACAAGGUCUUUGCUCUGGCCGAGUAUCGCACAAAGCACGAGGUGUGGCACACGGGGGAGCGACGAUACCAGUGCAUCUUCUGUUGGGACGCCUUUGCCACCUACUACAACUUGAAAACACACCAGAAGACCAUCCAUGGGAUCAAUCCGAGCCUCAUCUCCAGUGAAAAGACGGCUAAUGGGGGUUAUAAACAGAAAGCAAAUGCCCUCAAGCUCUAUCGCCUUCUCCCCAUGCGCUCCCAGAAGAGACCCUACAAAACCUAUAGUGACAGCCUGCAUAAUGGCCUUCUUCUUCCUCCAGCUGAAUCCCCCUCCCUCUCCCUGCCUGGCCUGGGCUGUACUUUAGCCCCUGAAAAUCUGCAAAGCCUCAUCACUGGAGCCCCCCCUCAAAGUGUGAAGCCUGAUCCAGAUGCUUUCCCUGAUGAGUUUCCAGUUUCUAUUACUGCUGAGCACGGGGACAUUUCUGCACUAACACCCCUACCCCAGACUGAUGCAGCUCAAGUUAGAAAACAUGAGAGUGAGACUUCAGAAUCAGAGCAGGACAGAGGCAGCUUCAAAAUGUCCAACAGCAGCAAAAACAAACCUUUUAAGGCUGGUAUAGGCACAGAAACAAGCAUGCCUUCUGUGAUAACGUACGGCCACACUAAACCCUCCGUUAUAGUUCACGGAGCCACAGUGUCAUCCUCUGUCAUUGUGCAUAGCAAUCAGGUUUCCUCUGGAACUAAUAAAAGUCCAGUGAACAGCUCGUCCCCUGAAACAAGUAGCAGUCAAACUUUAAUUAAAGGUAGUCCUAGACCAAUCAAAAAGCAUAGGGACAGCACAGAUAAUCACAGAAAGAGGUCUAAAAACAGUUCAGACACCACAGAGGAGGGCUCCAGAGGCAGACAGGAUGCUGAGACAGGCAUAUUAUUUCACAAAUCACGCAAGUCCCACAGCAAGAGCAAUAUCCCCGUCUCAAAGCAGCUGUCAGCACCUGUGGGGUCACAGGUCAAAGAGGCGGGGCCCCUGUGCCAGAUUACUGUACGCAUUGGCGAGGAGGCCAUAGUGAAGCGUAGCAUCUCCGAGACCGAUCUGAGGAGAGACAAGAGCCUUUCUCCUCCAAAAAUUAAACGGAGUGAAACAUCAUCGUCAAAGGAGGCUCACGCUCACCACCAUCACCAUAAACACCGCCUCCAGAGCAAGGCUGCCCUGGCAACAGAGGGCGAGGAGGAGGCAGGAGGUUGUGAGGAGGAGGAGGCCAGGAGAGAAAUCUCCAAAUCUCCAGAUCAGGUGAGGGAGUACUACUUCCGUAAGGGGGUGCGUGAACAGGACAGUGAUAAUGACAUGGAGGAUAACUUAUGGCGACCUUACUACUCCUAUAAGCCUAAGAGAAAGGCUCAAGCACAUCUACAGAGAGUGAAGAGCUGGCAACAGAAACAUAAAUACAAACGCUCCAUCCGACUGAAGAGGAGGGCAGAGAGACUCAAAAGGCUUCUGAACAAACAAACAGAGAAAUCACAAGAUGAGGACAAUGACGGGACGACCGAAGAGGCUGAAAAACUGUCAAAAUCUAAUGAGGCCAUGGAAGAAAGAAAAGAGACAGAUAAUCACUUGUCCCCUUCAAAGGAGAAACAAACUGAUCCAGAAGAACAGAUUCAAGAGACCCGUCGUGAGGCUGCCACCCCUCCUGUUUCCUCUCCAAAGCCUCUUCUGUCUACCUCAGCGGUUCCUGCAAAAAUAAAGAGGCGGCCUUGGACAAACGGGAACGCAGCAGAGUGUGGCACAUGUGGCCGCUGGUUCUCAAGCCCCAGGAAGCGAGACAAACACGAGCUGAGCCACCUGCUGGAGUUUGUAUGCCUCUUCUGUCGAGCCACUUUCCCCUCAAGGGACAAGCUGGAAGACCACCAGAGAGUCCAACAUCCCAAGCCUACUGAGGCCCCCUCUGUGCCCUCUAAAUGUGGUGAACCAAUUGUAGGGGCGGAGAACAAAUCUGCGCCAGAAAUAGCAAAAUGUGAUGAAGACAAGGGGGGGCAAAUAGGCUUAGUGGGGAGCAAUUCUAGUCCAAGUCGGAUGAACAGAAGAGCAUUAUCACGACACACCUGUCUGCAGUGCCACAAGGUGUGCAAGACAUCCUCGGCAUUAAAUCGCCAUGUCCGACGUCAUGAGUUGAGCAGUUCUCCAGAGAGAGAAAAUGACGACAUGAACACAGAGCCACAGCCACCACCACGGACAUUUAUUAACGCUCUUUGCACAGAUCCAGAGGCCGAUAAAGGACAAACUCUCAGCGCUCUCUCUGUUUCAGUUAUCAGCUACUCAGCACCAGAUCCGCCCUGUGGAGGGCAGCCCGAGGACCAUCUAAAUGAACUUUCAGACAAACAUCUGAAAUCAGAUUCCAGUGAAAAACCUGAACUACAACUCUCAGAGGAUGACUCAAGACCACAAACCGCAGACCCUCCAUUAGAAAGUCCAGUGAACCUCGUGCCCUCUAAACCUGAACUCACGGCUGCCACACCCUCCCCCCUCCAGAGCGUACUCGUCAUGAAUGGGCCCGACUGUCUCGACUACCGCACCCCCAUCAAAAAAAGCCUGGACAGCCAGAUUUACAGAACACCCAGCCCUUUGCACUUCGCAACAUCCACCAACACCUCUCCAAAUGUGCCCGUGACAUCACAGACCAGAAUAAUCACUGCUGCUCCUCCUGUUUCCAUGGCAACACCUCCCAUCUCUGAGGGGGGAUUCGUGAGACGGGAUGGGGUCAUUAUCGACAGAGAAAGGCAGACGGGGAGCGGCACAGUUUUACGUGCAAGUUACGAGGAGUCACCUAUGGUCCAGGAUCUCAGAGUGCCUCUGUCCCGGAGCCCGUCUCCCAAUGAAGCACAAGACCUGACCAUGUCCUCGAUUUUAGCUCGAGAGAGGGAGGUAGAGAGGCAAAGAGAGAGAGAGAGGGAGCUGGAGAGGCAGAGGGAACGGGAGAGGAACAAAGAAAUUGAGAAAGAAAGAGAAAAAGAGAUUGAGAGGACCCAGAAAAUCUGUAGAGUUUCUCAUCCUCCGCAGGACCAAACUGCACUCCUGGUCCCUAAAGAGGAGCCCUUGAGCCCUGUGUCGUCUCCCCAUCAGAUCCCCCCACAGACCACUAUGAAUGGACCCCCUACACACAGACACACUUCCAAAUCCACCUGCAAGUCCCCCUCAUCUAUUGGGCCUAUAGUUCAAGCCAGCCGGCCAGUUCAUUCCAGUUUGCAGGGACUUGACAGACUCACGCUGCCCACUGGAGCAGCUGGUGCCGGUGACCGCCCCUCUGCACAUGCUCUGCUUCUUCCCCGGGUGCCUGAGCCGGAUCGCCUGGACACUGUUUCUUCCAGAGGUUCGCAGCAGGGAGACGCCACUCCAGCUGGCUACCCUGCCCAGGAUUACCCCCUUCCCCUCACUGUGCCAGACAGCUACCGCUCUGCUAAGAAGCAGGAGGAAAACCUGCUCAUGCCCUCUUAUCCACCUGGAGCACUUCCUUUCGGCCCCCUGGGGAAGGUGAUUGUACCCAACGGCGGCGACCUGGCCAAGUUGCCGUUCUAUCCAGACCCUUACCAGCUUCUCUAUGGGCCCCAGCUCUUAGCCUACCCUUACAACCUGGCAGCACUUCCUGUGGCUCUGAACAUGAUGGCUCCUGGAGGAGACAAGGUGGAGCCUCUGCCGUUCCUCCCCGCCAUCUUCAACUACGCAGCUACCGCUGGACCCUACAUGGGUGCUGUCCCUCCGCACCUCGUGGCAAACCCUGGCCUGUACGGGAGCGGCAGCAGCGUCGGUGGCAAAAAACAUCGAGACGGCAGCAGCAGCAAACAGUAGGACGCAGACGCUCCGUACGGAGAGGACAGCCUCGUCUGUUCUUGCUGGGAGUGGAAGGGCUCCAUGCUCACUUCCUCAGUACACUUGCACAUUACCCCUGACUCUCUUGUACCCCCUAUAGAGACCAGAGGAACCAGUGUGACAGGAGAAGUAGUGAAGAAACAGGGAGUAGAGACCAAUAAUUAUAAUAAUGACGUAUCAAAACUCUCCUGUCUUUACUCUGGCUCUUCUUUCCCUCCCAUUCCUUCGUAUUGCUGUUCUCGAGCGCGAUGAAUCUUCCUCUCCGACUCAUUAUAACAUCUAUAAGAUAAGAUAAGAACUGCUAACAGGGUGUGUGCCAUGUGAGCAAAUCGUCCUGUCUACUUCCCUUUAUAGGCACCGAGGAUAAACGCUCUUCAGGGAAGGCUUGUGUUGGCUCGGAUAGGAGCUCAGGCGGAGGAAAUGCACAGCUAUGUGUAUUUUAGCGAGUGAGAACGCAGGUUUUUUCCCUGUUGUCGCAAAAGCUAUAAAUGAUGUAGGGUGUGUGCAUGCAGCGGUGGGCUUAAUGCUGCGUAUGUGCGUGUGUGAAUGCGAACGUAUGAAUCUAGAUCAUUCCGUGUGAGACGCACACAGCAUUCCCACUCUAGUCGGAAUAGCUACUGUAUAUGUAGAAGUGCUUUUAGAAGUGAUUUUUUUUCUUUCUCUCGUAUCCAAAUCAUUAAAAAGUCAAAAACUUUGGCUGGAUGUGAGCGCGUGACAACAGAUCGUCAUAUCAUUAAGUCUGACUUCGAGGGCAAGGCGAGGAUAUGUAAAGCCUUCACAAUAGUUUAUAUUUUCUGUGCACAAAAUAGAAAACGUAGUGGUCGCUUAACGGGGGACACAUGUAGCUGCUUUGGAAAAUGUAGCUGGCCACUGGGUAAGAAGGAAAGGCUGGUGAACCGUUGCACUUCCGUUUUUCAUCUCAUUUCCUUCAAAUAAUUAAAAAGUACAAUAAAUAAAUAAAUAAAUGAAAACCAGUCAGCCUUCAUGUUGUGUAGCUUUUUUUCCCCUCUUGGAGAAAAGGCCCAAUUUCCUAAGACGGGGAGGAUAUAAAGCAAGGAAGAAAAAAUAAGAGAUUCAGGGUAUUUCUGGAUAGGAAGAUUAAUAUAUAGGCACACAACUGUUGGGACUCUGAAUCAGUAGGAUCCAACAAGAAACGACGCCGGGCGCAAAUAAGAACAACACAAGCCUGAUCCCGUGUCGUUUACCCAGUCGUAGGAAAAGGCUGAGCUUAGCAGCCAAAGUGUUGAGGCCGAAACUUUCCAGAUGCCCUCUUUGGAGGGGGCGGUUAUUAUUUUUUUUACAUGUAAUAUUAUCUUUAUAUGUUUGUUUUGUUAAACUAUGUUGUUGUUUAUGUUGUUUAGCCCUCUUACCUGAUGGAAGUGGCUUCAGUUGGGGGAGUAAAACUAAAAAAAAAACUGAAUGUAAAUGUAGUCAGAGGUUAAUGAAGUUCAGCUGCAUUAAUGGUAGAGUUGGUUUCAGUUCCUUUUCCUGUUUGCUUUGACACAAAUAACCUGUUAAAGAACCGUAUAACGUCUGGUAUGCAUAUAUACAGUAGUCCUAGGAAACAUGUCCGUAAAACUUGGGUUCUGUAUCCACAAAGCAUGAGCAACACUCGCUUCCUAACUGUUUAUACCCUCGGCAGAUCCGGCACCGUGCGCACUGCUUUUGUUUUUACGUUCUCCUGUUUUUUUUUGUUUUUUUUUCGCAUCUCUGUUACAAAUUUGACUUUUCAUUAUAAACAGUUUUGAGUUUUAAAGAAAGACAAAAAAAAAAGCCACAUUUUAGCACAUAGCUCGUUGCACCUUCUUCAAAAUGGACUACUUGUGUAUGAGUGUGUGUGUGUAUGCGAGAGAGCGAGAAAACCAAAACAAAUCAGCCUGAGCAGCGUCUCCCUUGGCAGAAAAUGGGCCAGCUCUUUAUUUUAAUUUUAUUUUAGAAAUCAUUUUUAUUCUGUGAAACAUUUCUGUGGGUUAGUUUUGAUGUUUAAAAAAAAAAAAAAAAAAAGAUCAAAUCAAAUGAAGCCUUGCUGUUCCAGUACACCGUCUCAAGCCAUUCCCGUAGGUGGCCAUGUUUGUAGUUCUCGGACCAUUUCUUACGCCACAGUUUGCCAUCACGGUGAUAACACAGACCAAAAGCAUGCGAAUCGACGUCUUGUGACUGGACUGGAACCUGGUGGUGAUUCACAACUAUUUACUGUACGUUUUAGUUCAAAUGAAUGUGCCUCUGCUUUGAUAUUUAAAUAACUAUUGUAAGACGCGGAUCUGCCGGAUUUCAACUGUUACGGUGCCUUGUUAUGGCAUAAGAAAUUCAAACGGUAAAUGAAAGUUGUUGUUUUUUUUUGUUUUUCUUAAGAGACGACCCAUUUGGAGAUGGAGUUUAUGGCUUUGUUUUUGCUAUGAAGCUGUUCAUAGAUGUAGGAGUGUGGCUAAACUGUUUUCGGUAUCGUGUACAUGUCUAGGGUAAUACUGUGCCAUAUAGAGCCCACAGAAUACGUUCAUGUUAUUUUUCAGAGAUGUUCUAAUGUUGCCUGAUGACUCUGUCUUUAGAUUUGAUACAAAGGCUUGUAGCCACAGCUCUCCCAAAGUCUGUAGUCUCCUCCUCCUCCCACAUUCUUCUCGUCUCCCUCCCUUUUCUCCUCGUUUCCGUCUCCCGUUUCUUUCUCUUUGCUGCAAUCAAACAGAAUAAAGUAUUAACCUGACGACCCAAUGACA